AUGUGGGCCGGACUGCUGCUCCGGGCCGCCUGCGCCGCGCUCCUGCUGCCGGGGGCCUCGGGCCGGGGCUACACUCGGAGGAAGGCGCCUGGGCACUUCACCGCCGAGAGACGCCGGCUGGGUCCCCACGUCUGCCUCUCGGGGUUCGGGAGUGGCUGCUGUCCUGGCUGGGCGCCUUCCAUGGGCAGUGGGCAUUGCACCUUGCCCCUCUGCUCCUUUGGCUGUGGGAGUGGCAUCUGCAUCGCACCCAACGUCUGCUCCUGCCAGGAUGGAGAGCAAGGGGCCACCUGCCCAGAAGCCCAUGGACCCUGCGGGGAGUACGGCUGUGACCUUACCUGUAACCAUGGCGGCUGUCAGGAGGUGGCCCGAGUGUGCCCUGUGGGCUUCUCGAUGACAGAAACAGCUGUUGGCAUCAGGUGUACAGACAUCGAUGAGUGCUUAAGCUCCUCUUGCGAGGGCCACUGCGUGAACACAGAAGGCGGGUUUGUGUGUGAGUGCGGGCCAGGCAUGCAGCUGUCUGCCGACCGCCACAGCUGCCAAGACACUGACGAAUGCCUAGGGACCCCCUGUCAGCAGAGGUGUAAAAACAGCAUUGGCAGCUACAGGUGUUCCUGUAGAACUGGCUUCCAUCUCCACGGCAACCGGCACUCCUGUGUAGACGUAAACGAGUGUCGGCGGCCGCUGGAGAGGCGAGUCUGUCACCAUUCCUGCCACAACACCGUGGGCAGCUUCCUGUGUACGUGCAAACCGGGCUUCAGGCUCCGAGCUGACCGCGUGUCCUGUGAAGCUUUCCCGAAAGCCGUGCUGGCGCCAUCCGCCAUCCUGCAGCCCCUGCAGCACCCCCCUAAGAUGCUACUGCUGCUGCCCGAGGCUGGCCGACCUGCCCUCUCCCCAGGACACAGCCCUCCUCCUGGGGCACCGGGGCCCCCAACAGGAGUCAGGACCACCUGCCUGCCGCCUCCCACCCCGGCACUACCCACAUCCUCCCCUCCUGUCCCGAUGUGGCCACUCUCUACCACCAUGGCCACGCCUAUGCCCAGUGCCUCCCUCCUCCAGGGGGAAGGUGUGGUGACCCCUUCCCCACCCCAGGGCUCCGAGGCUGACACGCAGCUGGCUGUGGAGCCGUCUCCCUGCUGGCACCAGGGAGGCAUGCAUGAGCCAGGGAGCCGCUGGACACAGCCUGGGUGUACCCAGUGCUCAUGUGAGGACGGGGAGGUUACCUGUGGAAAGGUGACAUGUGACACUGUCUGUUCCCACCCGAUUCCUGCCAGAGAUGGGGGGUGCUGCCCAGCAUGCACAGGCUGUUUUCACAGUGGCGUCAUCCGAGCGGAAGGCGACGUGUUUUCCCCUCCCAACGAGAACUGCACCGUCUGUGUCUGUCUGUGGUAUGCGGACGGCGCUGUGUUCAGUGGGGGUGGUGAUGAGUGCACCACCUGUGUCUGCCAGAAUGGGGAGGUGGAAUGCUCCUUCACGCCAUGUCCAGAGCUGGCCUGCCCCCGUGAAGAGUGGUGGCUGGGCCCUGGACAGUGCUGCUUCACCUGCCGGGAGUCCACGCCCAUGACAGGCUGCUCUCUGGACGACAACGGGGUUGAGUUUCCGAUUGGACAGAUCUGGUCGCCGGGUGAUCCCUGUGAGUUAUGCAUCUGCCAGGUGAAUGACAACCUGCGCGCCUUCAGCUGCUUUACCUGGCUGCCCCGCCUGCCUCACCCAGAGGAGAGCCCUCUGCCCCUGACAGAUGCCCCAGGCUGCACCUACACAGGCAGAAUCUUCUACAACAAUGAGACCUUCCCGUCUGUGCUGGACCCCUGCCUGAGCUGCAUCUGCCUGCUGGGCUCAGUGGCCUGCUCGCCCGUGGACUGCCCCAUCACCUGCACCUACCCUUUCCACCCUGACGGGGAGUGCUGCCCGGUGUGCCAAGACUGCAACUACGAGGGAAGGAAAGUGGCGAACGGCCAGGUGUUCACCUUGGAUGACGAGCCCUGCACCCAGUGCAUCUGCCAGCUGGGAGAGGUAAGCUGUGAGAAGGUCCCCUGUCAUCGAGACUGCGCAGACCCCCUUAUGCCUCCUGGGGACUGCUGUUCCUCCUGUCCAGAGUCCCCGUUCCCUCUGGAGAAAAGACCGAGGCUUCCCUCUCAUGGAGACACGGGGUUCAGCAAAGCUGUCCGGAGCCCCCGUGAGGACAUGGAGGCCCCCCUGAGUACUGUUAACUGCAGCACCUGCCCGGGGCCCCCAACAGCGUCAUCUCAGAGGCCAGCGCUCCCUCUCUUCCAGCUCCUCUUAAGGACGAACUUAUCGAGCAUGCGGACUUCACCCAGAAGCCGCUCAGGAGCCCAGGCCUCUUCCUCACCCCCUUCAGGGCGAGGGGGAACGUUCCCUGGAGAGCCCGGGGACUUCCAUCCCCCUCGGUCCUCCUCAGGGCCUUCCAUCCCUCCAGGAACCUCCACUCUACCUCUAGCCUCUCCAGGGGUUCCUUGGCCACCUCCGAUUAUUCCUGAGCUCUCCUCAGCCUCCAAGGCCCGGACAACAUCCAGGCAGCCCUCCCCGCCUGCCGCCACCCUGGCUGAAGCAUCAUCACUUUCCACGACUGCCCCCAGCCCCUCAGACGCCCCCGUGACUUUCUCCAGGCCUCACAGACUCUCUCCCACCUCCAGACUCUCUGCGGCCCUCACAGCCACUGCCAGCCCCGCCCCCCCGAAACCCAUGACCUCAAGGGAGAAGGAGUCCACUGUAUAA
Trichechus manatus latirostris (Florida manatee) is the source of this 2733-nucleotide messenger RNA. RefSeq names its product von Willebrand factor C and EGF domains (gene VWCE). NCBI's taxonomy places the organism in Eukaryota, Metazoa, Chordata, Mammalia, Sirenia, Trichechidae. The record is from RefSeq and is a predicted model, not a curated record. Gene Ontology annotation, cellular component: cytoplasm. Gene Ontology annotation, molecular function: calcium ion binding; protein binding. Bases 1 to 2733 code for a protein of 910 amino acids. The transcript is spliced from 18 exons. Gene Ontology annotation, biological process: cellular response to virus.